GUCAUUUCUCUCUCGUGAUUUGUGAAUCAUAUCCCUAUCAAAACUAAAGAGUUCUACAUAUUUAUCAAGCAUGCAUCGUCUUUGCAUCUUGUUAUUUGUCUUUGCAUGUGUAUCUUUAAGCUCUGGCGUUGAAGGAAUUGGUGUGAACUACGGGCUCCUGGGAAAUAAUCUGCCACCACCAGCCCAAGUGAUCAAUCUCUUAAAGUCCAGAAAUAUUCAAAACAUUCGAAUUUUCGACCCUAACCAGGACGUGUUAAAGGCACUAGAGGGUUCUGGCAUUUUGCUAAUUCUUGGUACUCGAAAUGAAGACCUGCAAGCACUUGCAAGUGAUCCAUCUUUUGCAAAAAAUUGGAUACUUACUAACGUUAUUCCACAUGCUUCAACUGUUAAAAUUACAUACAUAUCAGCAGGUAAUGAAGUCAUACCUGGACCAUUAGCAACUUUUGUACUAGGAGCCAUGCAAAAUCUGGACUCGGCACUGAAAGCCAACAACCUUAAUAUACCUGUUACGACAGCAAUCUCGUUGGGAGUUUUAGGAACCUCGUAUCCCCCUUCGAAUGGUGCAUUCUCUGGGGAUGCCGUUCAAUUCCUGCAACCAAUUGCACAGUUUUUAGCUACAAAGCAAUAUCCGCUACUGGCUAAUGUUUAUACUUAUUUUGCCUAUUCUGGGACUCCUGCUCAAAUUCAAUUAGACUAUGCACUUUUAAAAAGCACGGCUCCGAUUGUAAGUGACGGCCAAUUCCAAUACAACAACUUGUUUGAUGCAACAGUAGACUCUCUGUAUGCUGCAUUGGAGAAAGUUGGACAAUCUGCAGUAGAGAUUGUGGUUACGGAAACAGGAUGGCCGAGUGCUGGUGAUGUUUAUGCAACUAUUGACAAUGCUCAAACAUAUGUAAACAAUUUGGUAUCACAUGUUGCAUCUGGCCAAGGAACUCCCAAAAGGCCUGGCAAAGUUUUGCAGACAUACAUUUUUGCACUCUUCAACGAGAAUCAAAAACCUGCUGGUACCGAGGAAAAUUUUGGUUUAUUCUACCCUAAUAUGACUGAAGUUUACCAUGUCAACUUAACACCCUAUCAGAAUUAAUGUGUGUAUAUAUAUCAUAGGCCCCAACACCUCAAUUGGUUCCUACAUAGGGAUUAGAUAAUUUUCCAAUAC
Messenger RNA from Capsicum annuum, 1156 nucleotides. Its product is annotated as putative glucan endo-1,3-beta-glucosidase GVI. Gene Ontology annotation, cellular component: plasma membrane. Bases 71 to 1084 code for a protein of 337 amino acids. Gene Ontology annotation, biological process: carbohydrate metabolic process. The record is from RefSeq and is a predicted model, not a curated record. The transcript has 2 exons. Gene Ontology annotation, molecular function: hydrolase activity, hydrolyzing O-glycosyl compounds. Lineage: Eukaryota; Viridiplantae; Streptophyta; Magnoliopsida; Solanales; Solanaceae.